AUGGAUAAAAGAAAUGAGACUUUGAAUGUGGAUUUCAUCCUCUUAGGCCUCUUUCCUGGUAAGAAAAAUGUCGAUUUCCUUGUCUGCACCAUCCUCCUGAUCUACACUGUGGCUCUCACUGCAAACUCCAUCCUCAUUCUCUUGAUCUGGGUGGAUUCUCACCUCCACACACCCAUGUACUUCCUGUUUAGCCAGCUGGCCGUCAUGGACCUGACAUUAAUCUCUAGCACUGUACCCAAGAUGGCAACUGACUUCUUUUCAGGAGGGAGAAACAUAUCACGGAUGGCCUGUGGGACUCAGAUCUUCUUCUUUCUGACACUAGGAAUUGCUGAGUGCAUUCUCAUAACUCUCAUGUCCUAUGAUUGGUAUGUGGCCAUCUGCAACCCUCUGAGAUAUGCUCUCAUCAUGAACCAGAGAGUCUGUCUGCAGAUGGCUGCCUUCUCCUGGGUAGGGGGUGCCCUUACGUCAUUGGCACACACAGCCUAUGCCAUGCAUCUUCCCACCUGUGGUUCUAGAGAGAUUUCUCAUUUUCUCUGUGAGGUCAUGGCCAUUCUAAAGUUGGCCUGUGAGGAUACCUCCCCCUAUGAGAAGGCUGUGGUGGUGACAAGCAUUGUGGUACUCCUCAUUCCCUUGUCCCUCAUCCUGUCCUCUUAUGCUCUUAUCUUCUGUGCUGUCAUUCAUAUGAAUUCCCCUGAGGGCAGGAACAAAGCCCUGGCCACCUGUUCCUCCCACCUGACUGUUGUGAGCCUCUACUUUGGUCCAGCCAU
Messenger RNA from Orycteropus afer afer, 767 nucleotides. Its product is annotated as olfactory receptor 2M5-like. NCBI's taxonomy places the organism in Eukaryota, Metazoa, Chordata, Mammalia, Tubulidentata, Orycteropodidae. The record is from RefSeq and is a predicted model, not a curated record. The annotation marks the transcript as partial. Gene Ontology annotation, biological process: G protein-coupled receptor signaling pathway. Gene Ontology annotation, molecular function: G protein-coupled receptor activity; olfactory receptor activity. Gene Ontology annotation, cellular component: membrane. The transcript has a single exon.